Sinocyclocheilus grahami is the source of this 3822-nucleotide messenger RNA. RefSeq names its product MORC family CW-type zinc finger 3a (gene morc3a). The transcript has 19 exons. Gene Ontology annotation, cellular component: nucleus; PML body. Lineage: Eukaryota; Metazoa; Chordata; Actinopteri; Cypriniformes; Cyprinidae. Gene Ontology annotation, molecular function: zinc ion binding; ATP hydrolysis activity. Bases 84 to 3386 code for a protein of 1100 amino acids. The record is from RefSeq and is a predicted model, not a curated record.
GUGGGUUUGCCAACCGCCAUUAAAAAGAAAAGAAGAAGAAGUCACACCUCUGGAAGUUUUGGAUCGUCGCGGGUUUAUGAAGGAUGGCUGUGCAAACUGAGAGAGGAGUCCCGCUCAGCGCGCUUAAUCCAAAGUUCCUUCACACCAACUCCACCAGCCACACCUGGCCCUUCAGUGCGAUUGCAGAGCUGAUAGACAAUGCUUACGACCCAGAUGUGAGUGCCAAACAGUUUUGGAUUGAUAAGACAGCAGUCAGAGGUCAAGACUGUCUGAUUUUCAUGGAUAAUGGAGCAGGAAUGGAUUAUGAUAAGAUGUACAAAAUGCUCAGUUUUGGGUUCAGUGACAAGGAGACUAUAAACGGCCAUGUCCCUGUGGGCCUCUACGGCAAUGGAUUUAAGUCUGGUUCCAUGCGCUUAGGUAAAGACACUAUUGUGUUUUCCAAGAAUGGAGAGUCCAUGUGUGUGGGCCUUCUGUCCCAGACGUAUCUUCAGGAGAUGCACGCAGAGAAUGUCGUGGUGCCUAUUGUCUCAUUUAAACGCAUCGGCCAGGCAUUCCGACCCGAGUCACAACACGCAACAAGUCUUCAAGAUAUCCUGCGCUACUCUCUGUUCCAGACGGAGGAAGAGCUGCUCUGUGAGCUCAAUGCCAUCAAUGCACUCUAUGACACUGAAUCCACAGGAACACGAAUCAUCAUCUGGAACCUCCGCAAAACAUCCACAGACAAAUCUGAGUUUGACUUUGACACGGACCGCUAUGACAUCCAGAUUCCAUCUGAAGUAUAUGAGAGUGAAAAGGAGAAAUACAAGCAGCAGUCUCGUGUAUUUCAGUCAAGCCCAGAGAGCGACUUCUCUCUGCGGGCGUACUGUAGCAUCCUAUACUUGAAGCCCAGAAUGCAGAUUAUCAUUCGUGGACAGAAAGUGAAAACCCAGCUGAUCUCUAAAAGCCUGGCGCACAUUGCCAAGGAUAAAUACAAACCCAACUUUCUAAAUAGAGAAAGCAUUACUAUCACAUUUGGCUACAACACCAAGACCAAAGAACAUUACGGAGUCAUGAUGUACCAUAAAAACAGGCUCAUCAAAGCCUAUGAACGUGUUGGAUGUCAAAACAAGGCAAAUGAAAAAGGAGUGGGAGUCAUUGCAGUGAUAGAGUGCAACUUCCUCAAGCCAACACACAACAAGCAGGACUUUGACUACUCAGAAGAGUACAGGAGAACUAUGAACACUUUGGGUGUGAAACUGGAAGAGUAUUGGAAAGCGAUCCGCCAUAAGAAGGGAUCAAACACUGCAUUACCUAUAGAGGAUAUCCCGAAGCGUCCUGAUCAGAACUGGGUUGAGUGUGAUGGCUGUAUGAAAUGGAGGAAACUUCCAGAUGGCAUUGACAUGAAUAAGCUCCCUGAAAAAUGGUUCUGUCGAUUGAAUCCAGACCCCCUGUUCAGGCGAUGUGACCAACAAGAAGAAGCUGAAGAUUCUGAAGAUGAAACUACAGACUGCCUGAAAACAUACAAACAGCAUGAGAGAAACCUCAAAAAACAGCAGGAACAGAGAAGAACUCAGAUGGAAGAAAUCAUGUUGAGGCAGGAACAGCAGAAAAAGGCAGCGCUGCUUCAACAGAAUGAGGAUCUGAAAAAGAAAGUUGACCGUGUCCGUCAAUUCUAUCAAAAAGCCCCUUCCUCACCCAGAUCACCUAUGGCCUCUUUGACAUCGAUGAGCCAUUCACAGUCUGUGAAUAAUUCAAUGCCCCAUUCACAGUCUGCUUCUAGCCCCUCAGACAGCAUGCCAGUGAUUUCAAAUGUCAUGUCCCUCUCCACUCCUAAAAGAACAAAAAGAAGUCUAGGAUUAUCCCAGAGCCAAAAUGUAAAAAGAGCAAGAACAUUAAAUGACUACUGUAGCAACACUCCAGAUAGUCCAUCAACAUCCACAGCUACAUCAGAUGCCAUAAACUCACCUUUGGGGAUUGAGGACUAUAAUGGAAAUAAAGUUGUAGAGAGCAGUGUCAAUGAUGACGUUGUUAUCGAUGAAACCCACAGCACGCCAAGACCCAAAACCUUUGACCUUUCUAAGGUGAAGACAGAAGAAAAGCCCAGUGAUGAUGCAGCAGGAUUAUAUAUGGAGUGCAGUGAUCACGCUUCCAUGAAAACUGAAACUGAAGACACCGGAAAGGAAACAAUGGAAGCAUCAACUUCCAGUGGCCAAACAAGCACAUCAACCCAAACAGAACGUUUGACUGUAAAGGCAGAGGAAGACCAGCAGAUAAGAAAUGAAGAAGGUGAGAUCAAGAAAGAAGAGAUUGAGAAUGAUGCAAGAAUAAUGGAACAGAGCACUAAUGAGGUGGAAAGCAGGAUAAGUAACAAUACAGAAAUAAUCAAAGGCCCCAUGGAGGUUGAGAGAUGUAGUAGUGUAGAAGAUGUUAGGCUAAAUCUCACAAAACUAGAGGAGAUACCUAAGGAGAAUAAGAUCAGUUUUGAACAACAUGCAAAGUCAGAUGUAGAAAACCAGGAAGGUAUGACAUCAACAACUUCCAAGACCUCACUUUUUUCUGACAUAGACAUUAUGCCAACCCAUGAAGCACAGAAGCAACAGGAUAACCUGCUAGAUCUCCUGGAGGCCACAGCCCGGGAGAGAGAUGAAUUAAGAGAGCAAUUUCAGAAGAAAGAAAUCAAACUCUUGAAACUCACCAUGAACUGCAGCCAUCAGAGCAUCCAGACAGAUCCAUCAGAGGAACAAAACUAUAAGACUCUCUACUUACAGGCCACCCAGUGCAUCGGAGAGCUUACGCAAGAAAGGGAUGAGCUAAAAAGGAAACAGGAGGUGUUGCAAAUCAAAGCUGAAAAAGAGGCACAGGAUGAGGUGUGUCGUGACCGGUUGAAAGCUAAGGAGGAGGAACACUCAUCAACAACGAGCGUUUGUGAAAAUGUAGAUGAUGAAAUGGCUCUUCAAGUGGACCUUCUCCUAAGAGAGCUGGACAAGCGCAACACCGAAUGCAAUGAACUGAGAAAUAAGUUGGACAGCUUGGAGCAGGAGAAAGCUCAAUGUGAACAGUUGCAGAAGGAAGUAGAAGAGCUGAGGAAACAGAAAGAGGAGUGGAGCAAUGCAAGAGAGCAAGAGACUGGUAACACCAGUUUAGAACAAACAUGCAGCACAAAUACAGCUGCAAACCUUGUGAAUGGGUCCAAAAUGGAAGGAGAGAGCAAUGAAAGACCUGUGGAGGGAGAGAACGCAGUGACACCGGCCAAGUUGAGGGAGCUGAGGUACAGCAUUGCCCGUUUAUUGGUCACCUUUGUUCCUGCUCUGGACCUUGACCAAGUGAAUUAUGACUGUGAGGUCAUAGAUGAGAUUUUAAAUCAGGUCAUACAGGAGAUUUCCCCCACUGAGACCACCAUUACUUAAAGCCAGUUGCCAAAAUAUUCAGCCUAGGUUAAUAUUUUGUGCAUGGAGACAAAUUGUUCAAAUGCUAUUUCACUCUGAAAAUAUUAAUCAUGCUAUUAAUUGGUGUUUUAUUUACAUGUUUUUUCCUGAUUAACACUCGCAGUUGUUUGGGCAAGUUUUAAAUUCUUUUAUAUUGUUUCAAGAAUAAAGUUUGACCUUUCUGUCACAAAGACUUAAGCUUAUAAAGCUUACGAAUGUUGUGCCAUUUCAUGAUAGGUUUCUGUAAUUUUUCUUAUAUGCAAUUGUGUGGAUUUCUGAUACACAAUACUUUGUAUACACAGUUGUGAGUGGAUAACAGCAGUAGGAGGUGCUACUCAAAUUGUGUACAGUCGUUGCCAAAAGGCAGUGACAUAAAUUCUGUGUUUUGCAAAGUUUGCUGCUUCAGUAUUUGUAGAUU